Rhea pennata is the source of this 3405-nucleotide messenger RNA. RefSeq names its product ATPase family AAA domain-containing protein 2-like. Gene Ontology annotation, cellular component: nucleus. NCBI's taxonomy places the organism in Eukaryota, Metazoa, Chordata, Aves, Rheiformes, Rheidae. The transcript has 19 exons. Gene Ontology annotation, biological process: viral process; positive regulation of transcription by RNA polymerase II. Gene Ontology annotation, molecular function: chromatin binding; ATP binding; histone binding. The record is from RefSeq and is a predicted model, not a curated record. Bases 1 to 3405 code for a protein of 1134 amino acids.
AUGCAGAAGUUAACGGAGCAGUUGCAGCGUAUGCGCGGUCCAUCAGCGGCUGCGCACUCGCCAGAGCGACAGGAUGUGGGCACAACGAGGGCGGGGGGUGAAGGAAAAUGGAAAGAACAACAGGACGUGGGGAGAGGUGGUAGUCAAGACAACCCAGGCAGUCAAGGCCACUCAGAACUUAGCUCAGACAUGCGCAAGGUGCUCGAGGUGCUGCAACGAUUGGAGGAAGAAGUUGGGAGGCAGAAACGUAUAGUGCAGCAAGGGGGUGGGAAGCGAAGCAGUGACACAAUCCAGCUGCCCAAUUGGGACCUUGUUGCUAAAGAUGUGUUGCUAUCUGGUUUGGCCGUCCGCCCGGGAGCAGCAGUACAGAUGUUCCCUGUGACUAUAACCGCAGCGGGGAUGGAGUGGCGGCCUUGGGAUGCUAAAGUGAUUACACAAUUGAUUAAAACAAAGGCAGAACACGGCCUGAAUCACCCGCUCACGCAGGCAAUGCUUGAUAACCUGUUGGGUGCAGGCCCGGCCACCCCGGCGGAAUGUCACCAAUUAGCGCAGAUGAUUUUAACACCGACUGAGAAUGUCCUGUGGAAAGAGCAGUGGGCGAGUAGGCUACAUCAAACGUUGAUACAGGCGACGCAAGAUCCGCAGAGCCCCCUCAGGCACUCCACUUUGGGGCGCCUGAAAGGGUCUGAUGCAGGGCUAACCACCCAACAGCAAGCGGCCGGUCUACGGACUGCAGAAUUGAACGCCACAGCAUGGGCAGCCCGUGAAGCGUUCAAUGAUCUGCAGCGUUAUGUGAAACCCCCCGAACCAUGGACACAGGUGAAGCAAGGAUUAACGGAAAAUUUUGCCGAUUUUUGCAACCGUUUGCAGGCCUCCCUAGAAUCGGCAGCAACCUUGCUGGGGGAGGCCAAGAACGCAAUUAUGCUGGAGUGUAUUCGUCAGCAGGGCAAUGAGCAGACUAAGAGCGCACUGCUCACGGCGCCAAAAGGAGCGUCGAUAGGGGCAACCAUAAAGCAUGUCUUGGAGCAUGCCCAGAAUGUGCCGUCCGGAGGUCACCAGAAGAAGAUGAAAACCGAAAGGCGGCAGAUGGCAAAGACCCUCCGAAGCAGUAUAGCCUUCGACCAAGGCAAUCUGCCAUAUGCUAUCGAGAGCCACUGGAAUGGUCAACAGAAGAAGAUGAAAAUCAAGAAGAGGCAGAUGGCAAAGACCCUCCGAAGCAGCGUAGCCUUCGACCAAGGCAAACUGGCAUAUGCUAUCGAGAGCCACUGGAAUAACUCUGGGGGAAAGGGAUUUGAGAGAAAUGGCAAGGAUCCAAAGAAAACUGGAACAGAUGUGGCUGAUCCAGUCACUCCAGUGCAAAUAGAUGGCUCAGUGCGGUUUGAUGGCGUGGGGGGUCUCUCUGACCACAUUUCAGCUUUGAAAGAGAUGGUCAUUUUCCCGUUACUUUAUCCGGAGUUCUUUGAGAGAUUCAAACUGCGACCCCCAAGAGGCUGUCUAUUCUAUGGCCCACCAGGGACUGGAAAGACCCUGGUAGCUCGGGCACUUGCUAACGAAUGCAGCCAAGGCGACAGGAGAAUUUCCUUCUUCAUGAGGAAAGGCGCUGACUGCCUGAGUGAAUGGGUGGGAGAAUCUGAGCGCCAGCUCCGUUUAUUAUUUGAGCAGGCCUACAAGAUGCGGCCUUCAAUUAUUUUCUUUGAUGAGAUAGAUGGUCUUGCCCCUGUGCGGUCCAGUCUUUUCUUCUGCGUUUACACACAAUCUAGCACCAUGAUGCUCAGCCUCAGUUCUCUUGUCACAACGCUUCUGGCGCUUAUGGAUGGCUUAGAGAGCAGAGGAGAGAUUGUGGUCAUUGGAGCCACCAACGGACUCGACUCCCUAGACCCUGCUUUGCGGAGGCCGGGUCGUUUUGACAGAGAGUUCCUUUUCGCCUUGCCCAAUAAAGAGGCUCGAAAAGAGAUUCUCAAGAUUCACACGAGAGCCUGGAGCCCUAAGCCGCUGGAUGCAUUUCUUGAGGAGCUGGCUGAAAAAUGUGUUGGAUACUGUGGAGCCGACAUUCAGUCUCUCUGUGCUGAAGCUGCCCUCUGUGCUUUGCGCCGACACUACCCACGGAUAUACACGAGUCGACAGAAGCUGCAGAUAGACAUCGCUGCCAUUGAAGUAGCAGCAAGAGAUUUUGCGGAGGCUCUGCGGAAGAUUGCACCAGCUUCGCAGAGGGCUGUGGCUUCGCCCGCGCAACCGCUGUCAGCCGUUUGUAAGCCACUGCUUCAGAGGACUCUGGAGAGACUCCUAAAAGCGUUACAGAGAGUGUUUCCCCAGGCAGCGCUUGCACUAAAGAAGGACCAGCAGCCAGACGGUGCAAAUCCUAUCUUAGGAAACGGCUGCAUGUAUAGUCAUGAGGCAUCACCUUCAGGUUUUGCAGAGGAGCUGUUUCAUCAAACGGCCAGUCCUCAAAAGGAAACGUUCCUUCACUUGAACAGAGAUGCUUACUGCCAGCCCACGUGUUACAGGCCAAGGUUCUUAAUAGUUGGAGAGCCCGGAUGCGGGCAAAGUUCUCACCUGGCUCCUGCAGUAAUACACGCGCUGGAGGAGUUUGCAGCUUACACGCUGGACCUGCCGGCUCUCUUUGUUAGUAGCACGUCGCCUGAAGAAAGAUGUGCACAGUUGAUCCGAGAAGCCCAGAGGACAGCGCCAAGCAUCCUUUAUGUGCCUCGUAUCCACGUAUGGUGGGAGGCUGCUGGCGUCACACUGAGAGCUACGUUUACAACGUUAUUGGAGAACAUUCCAGCAUAUGCUCCAGUUUUGUUGCUUGCAACGUCAGAUGUACGUCACGCAGAGCUCGCCCAAGAGGUCCGAGAUUUAUUUUCUGAGGCUUAUGGAGAAGUUUUCCAUGUCCAGUUGCUGGACGAGGAAGAAGGCAGAAAGUUCUUUGAGGACUUGCUUUUAAAUCAAGCUGCUCAACCUGCUGCCUCCAAAAGGAAAGCAGCUUGUCAGGAACACGGCGUACAGCCUGCAGCAUCUCCACCGGAGCCUCGACUGCCAGCAGAGGAGCAAAUGAAACAGUUUGAGGAGCAAGCAGAGGAGACAUUGCCAGCGAGGCCUCUACCUUCCCAUACACCCUUCCCAAGUGCUGUAUCAAGCAGAAAACGCAGAAGCAACGCAUCACCGUCAGUCAGCGUAGCAGAGAAGAGGAGGAGAUUCCCAUCCAGCGAGGAGAAUGAGACUCACGUCUGUUUAAGGCAACUGCUGAGUGCUGCUGCUGGGAUAACAAAGAAGUUCAGCAUCUUUCACCGGGAAAAACUACAUGUUAUGCUCAGCCAGUGUAUUUACCGGCAUCGACAAGACGACGACAAGACUCAGUUAAUAGAGGAAAUGAAGAAGGAAAUUGGAACGUUCCUUGGUGCCAACUAG